AUGCGCCCAACAACCCUUUUCUGCCGUCGGCAGCAUCUUAGAACGAACAUAUCAUGGUCUAGAAAUCGAAUAGUGCCGGAAGUCGCUUCAGUGGCGGCUGUCCGUUAUUGUUCGUGCCAUGCCAGGCCUUUAACUCCUAGACGACAGGAUUCUUCCGCAUCCCGACCCCAAAGCACUGAUGCGACGUCAAAUGCUCAACCUUCCACACCUGCCGCAGACCACCGUAUACUCGGUACCGCUCAAGAACUCUUCACAUCCUCUCCUUACAGCCCCGGGUCGCCCCUAUUUCUUCCAAACGGUACACAUAUCAUCAACAAGCUAAUUGGCUUUCUCCGCGCGCAAUACCGACAAUAUGGAUUUCGCGAAGUACUCACUCCAAACAUAUACAAAAAGUCGCUAUGGGAGAUAUCUGGGCACUGGCAGAAUUACAAGGAUGACAUGUAUGAAGUACGCGGUCGAGGAGCCACUGGUGAAACGGAAGGUGAACUGGGCGAGGAUGAACAAUAUGGACUGAAACCGAUGAAUUGUCCUGGGCACUGCCUACUUUUCAAAUCUCAGAACCACUCGUAUCGUGAUUUACCGGUACGCUACGCAGACUUCAGCCCUCUACACCGCAACGAGAUCUCGGGUUCCUUGAGCGGGCUCACUCGAGUGCGGCGCUUCCACCAGGAUGACGGUCACAUAUUUUGUCGCCCGCAACAAAUCGGGAAGGAAAUCGAUUUGGCAUUGACGUUUGUUAAUAUGGUCAUGAAGACGUUUGGACUGCCCAAAUACAACUUGUGCAGAGGAGCAAUUGCGACAGGCACUAGAUAA
This is a messenger RNA of Talaromyces marneffei, 813 nucleotides long. RefSeq lists its product as uncharacterized. The record is from RefSeq and is a predicted model, not a curated record. Gene Ontology annotation, molecular function: ATP binding; threonine-tRNA ligase activity. The transcript is spliced from 2 exons. Gene Ontology annotation, biological process: threonyl-tRNA aminoacylation. Gene Ontology annotation, cellular component: cytoplasm. Bases 1 to 813 code for a protein of 270 amino acids. Lineage: Eukaryota; Fungi; Ascomycota; Eurotiomycetes; Eurotiales; Trichocomaceae.